Podarcis lilfordi (Lilford's wall lizard) is the source of this 13794-nucleotide messenger RNA. The record is from the annotation of a GenBank genome assembly. Lineage: Eukaryota; Metazoa; Chordata; Lepidosauria; Squamata; Lacertidae.
ACCUCAGAGCGCUGUAGGAGGAAGAAGCCGGUAGUCGUCUGCAAUCUUAUCGGAAAUCAGUCUCCCGACAUCGAGUUUCGAACCUCCAGCGGAAGUGGGUCCCCUCGUUUCCGGUCUGGCUUCCCUCCCGCCGUGGGAGGGGAGGGAGCGAGAAGAAGAGAGAAGGAGGCGUUCUUGCGUCCUCCUUACUUUUUGCUUUCGUUUAUUUAUUUAUUUAUUUUAAGGGACAUUCGCCCUUUUUUCAUCCGGAAAUUCGAGGGAGUGGGUUUCCCGCUUCACCAUCAGGAAUUGCCGUGUCCUCGCUUCCAGUCCUCUCUCUCUUCUUACCUCGCACCCUCCUCCUCCUCCUCCUCCUCCUCCUCUUCUCUCUCUUUCUCUCUUUUUCCCCUCUUUUCCUACCUCCCACCUUCUCCCCCGAGAAAGCUGCCCUCCCAAAAUGGCGCCUUUGGACUUGGACAAGUAUGUGGAGAUUGCGCGGCUUUGCAAGUACCUGCCCGAGAACGAUCUCAAGGUAAGAGGAGAUGGGGAGGCUGGGUCUUAGGAGGGGCAGGGGGCGAGUGGGGACCCCUUCCCCCCUCUCUUUCCGCGUAGGGCUCUACUUGAGCUUCCGCUUUCACGGAAGCCGCCCCAGCGCGUAGCGGCAACACGGGCACCCGCUGAAACGCUUUAAUCAGUGGUCCCACAAUUAGCUAAUUACUGGGCACCCCUAUUUUUAAAAAGCCAAGCCAUGGACCCCCUACUUUUGAAUCCCUAAUAAGCAAAUCAUUUUAGGUAUACUUAAAAAUAACCGUAAAAUUUGUAAUAUUACAACAAAAAAUGGCAAAGACUUAGUUGUGGGGGGGGUGAGACAAAUUUAAUUUUAUUCAUGUAUAGUACAAGUAAACAAAUUAUGACAUGUCUAGCAGCUACUAAACCUUAAUUUUAUUUAUUUAUUUGUUUGCUUGCUUGCUUCCUUGCCGUUCAUCUGGCUUGGUUGCCCCAGCCACUUGGGGCGGCUCCCAACAAAACACUAAACCUAAAUGUGAUGGGAGAAAUCAUGUCUCUCUUGGCCCCCCCAAAUUUCCUUCCACGUUCAGUUCAAUAUUGCCUACUUUUAUUCUCAAAUCUGGUUCAACAUCAAGCCAAUUUCUAGAUAUUUCAAAGCUUUUUCAACUAACUUCUUAUAAUUAGCAAAAACCUUCACCCAGAAUUGGUCCAGUAUACAUUCUUUGAAAAAUGAUUGUAAUGAAUCAUCACUAGUCACGUCAACAAGUGCAUCUUGCUCUUCUGCUGAUACAGCCUAGGACUUGCCGAUCAGAAGGUCGGUGGUUCAAAUCCCCACUAUGGGGUGAGCUCCCAUUGCUCGGUCCCUACUCCUGCCAACCUAGCAGUUCGAAAGCACGUCAAAGUGCAAGUAGAUAUAUAGAUACCGCUCCAGCACGAAGGUAAAUGGCGUUUCUGUGCGCUGCUCUGGUUCGCCAGAAGCAGCUUAGUCAUGCUGGCCACAUGAUCUGGAAGCUGUACACUGGCUCCCUCUGCCAGAUGAGCGCCGCAACCCCAGAGUUGGCCACGACUGGACCUAAUGGUCAGGGGUCCCUUUACCUAUACUUGUAAUGCCUAAUAAAGAUUUGGCGAAGAAGAAGUAGGUGUACAUCACUUUCAAAAGGAUUCUAUAGCCAUGAGUUUUCAGGAUUUGAUACAGAGAAGUAAUCUCUGAAGCUAGUCACUAAAUCAUGCAGGUGCUCAGUGGUGUAAUAUUUACUUCUGGUAUCAAUUUUUCGUCGGUAGCCUCCAGAAAUGUCUCCAGUGUUGGAAUAUUAGUGAGGCUACCAUCUUCUCAGCUUACCCAUAACCAUAAUUUUUAAAUCAUUGCCUCAAUCUUAUCUUCAACGUAAAAAAUAUUCACAUCACUACCUUGGAAGCUUGUGUUGAGAGUGUUUACGUGAAACCGUCUGCUAAGUAGUCUACCAUACACAACUGCGCAAAGUUGUUAAACUGAUCACAUGGAAAUUUUGAGUCCGUCAGAAAAAGUCAUACUGCAUCACGUAAUUCAAAGAAUCGCUGUAAGUCUGGACCCUUCAAAUGAGAGUCUGUUUUAUAUAAUCAGACAUAUCAUAUUUGCUUCAUUUCACAGUGUUGUUCAAAAGAGGUACAGUGGUACCUCGGUUUAAGAACAGUCCUGUUUACGAACAAUUCGGUUUACAAAACUCCGCAAAACCAGAAGUAGUGUCCCGGUUUGCAAACUUUACCUCGGUCUAAGAAUGGAAACUGAAUGGUGGAAGGGCACCGGUGGCGGGAGGCCUCAUUAGGGAAAGCGCGCCUCUGUUUAAGAACGGUUUUGGUUUAAGAACAGACUUCCGGAACGGAUUAAGUUUGUAAACUGAGAUACCACUGUACUGUGUUGAUUUCCUUAGCUGCAGACUCACCAAGUACUCAUUUGCAUAUAGCUGGCCCUAUAGUAUGAGCCUUUCCUGCUUUGGCAAUGAUUCUUGUCAUAUCAAGAAGCUAAGGUUGAUUCUCCUGAGUGGUCACACCAGAGUUUUUCCUAUGGCUUUUUGCCCCUUCUUCAACUGCAAGUUUGAUCUUGAAAAAAUCUAUUGGUUUGUUUUUUGUAGUGGUUAUGUUUUGUCUCCAAAUGGCAUUGAAGCGUAGCAGGCGUCAUAGUUUCAUUAGCCAGAAGAUCGUCAUCAUUGUACUUAUGGAUUUUUGUUUUUUUCUGUGAUUGAGAUAUGAGAUAUAACACUAGUAGACGCGCUGACACUAAGCAUACUAGGAAGUAUCCACAGAAUUAACAGUACUAAUGGGUGGCACCACCUGAGAGUCUUUUGUUUCCUGCUCUGUAGUACUCCUUGGUCUUUUCAAAGAUCCCAUCUUUUAUCAUGAAUUUGUUUUUUACUGGUUGUUUUUCUGUAAAAAAUUACACAAAACAUAUUGUUACAAAAGCUGGGUGCCACCCGCUCUCUGCUGAGCCAGCCUUCCCAAGAUGGCUCUUUCUUCCCAGAAUAUCUGUUCCUGUCACCUCAUGCCCAGUUACCCUGGGAACCUUCUGUCUGCCCAGGUCCAAAAUACCUCCUAGAUGGGCCAUCAACACCUUUUGUCUUGUAAAUCCCUCUGUCUCAGGUGAGGCCUUAGUUUGGAAGGAAGCUUAGCUUGUACUUUUCCACUGGCCUCCAAUUUUCCCUUCAGGUAAUCAAAAUUCUACAAUUUAUUAAUUUCUAGGUUUUGAGGGGGGUGUCCCCCAAAUUUAUAACAAGAACUCCAGUAUGUGUUCUAAAGACCAGGAUACUUCAAGCUAUUUGAAGUAAAACUCUAUGUAGACUGCAUUGUAGAAGGCUGCUGUUAUAUUGUAUUUAUUUAUAGAGUCUCCUCAUGGGCUGUUUAGUGUAUAUGACUAAUCAUAGUGACAAUCUGCUUAACUAUUUCCCCUGUUGCACUUCCAAGAUGAGACAUGAAUCCCAAACUCAGAAGGCAAGAUUCACUGAAAUCCUACCUACAAAGUAGUGUUAGAGUCCUCUAAACUUAAUGGUAGUUGAAAGCAAUUAUAAGUUAUUUUCAGUUAAAAAGGGAAGGGAUCCUUUACAUUUUUUAAAAAAAUGAUAAGCAUGUGAACCUACCCCUUGGUUUGCACACACUCUCUCUCCCCCUCCACCCCCUACAAUUGCAGGAGCCCUAAGAAACUGUGUCAAAGGUUUUUGCCCAGUCCCAGUUUACUUGCCAUCUAGCAACAAGUUUUUCCCUGCCAGCAAGGAGAGCAGAACCUGGAUAAUCAAUGAAAGGCUUUCACUGUGCAAUUAGCAAGAUAAGCAAGUCCCUUGGACCUCCUGGGUGCUGUUCCCGGACCCUUAAUUGGGAACUUUAAACUAGUAGGUUGAAUUUGAGUGGGGGUGGGGGUGUUGAGCCUUUUAAUGGUUAGAUCUUUUUUCUUUAUGUAUACCUUUGUUGUUGUGUUGACUUUUCUAAUAUUACUGCUGUUGUCAUCAAAUUGUCUCAAGUGCAUUUAUCUAUGUUACCUUCAAGUUUAGAGUUCCACCUCCAUUCCCGCAAUGGCCCUGUGAGGUAGGCUAGGCAGCAAUUUGACAAUGGGCUCAGAGUUAGACAUGAGUGCAGGAGCCAAAUGGGAACUUAAACCCAGUUCUCCUCAGCUGUUGGCAAAAGCGUGGGUUAUUUUUGGCCCUCCAGAUGAUACUGGACUACAGCUCCCAUCAGCUCAGAGCACUGGAUGUGUGGAUGGCAGGGUGGCAUCCAGGAACCUCUAGAAGGCUAUACAUUCCCCAUCCCCAGCUCUAGCUACCUCUAGCUAUCAAAUUAUGCUUGAGAGGUCAAUUUAUGUUUGAUCUACUGUUAUCUUCCUUUUGCCACCUAUUGAAAUUUGAGAGUUCUGAGAAAAGUAGAUAAAAUCUGGGAUAACUGGCUCUUCUCAGAACAGAAGCCUUUAAUUAACAGGAAAUAAAAUCACAGUUGGAUUAACUGCUGAGAUGUGUGACCUAAUUUCCUAGAGGAAGUAAGAGUUUCCACCAGGUAAACUGGAAUGACAGUUUUGUAGAGGAUUUUUAUUUUAAAACUACAGUUGUCUAGAUGGUUGGACAGUGUUCUCCAAGCUACUAACAUGAGUUUGACCAAACUGAGGGAGGCAGUGGAAGACAGGAGUGCCUGGUGUGCACUGGGCCAUGGGGUCAUGAAGAGUCGGACAUGACUAAACGACAACAACAACAACAACACCACAGUUGUCUAUAGACAGCUGCUUAAAGUUCCUGUGGGUUAGUAACUUCAAUGUACAUGUUUACAAAGCUGACCCUUUCACAAGUUUCUGGUUUGACAUGUUCAUAACCUUGUUAGCUGGCUAUGUGCCAUUGUGAUGACCAUAAUGCAGAGAAAUCUUGUAUUAAUGACCAAAAUGCACUCUCUCUUUGUAGCGCUUGUGUGACUACGUCUGUGACCUUCUUCUAGAAGAAUCUAAUGUGCAGCCAGUGUCUACACCAGUUACAGUCUGCGGUGACAUACAUGGACAGGUGGAGUUUAUAUGGAUUGUUCCUUUGAUGCUAUACCCUCCAAUAAUAAAGGAUUGACACUUGCAAACAAUCUUUUGCAUUGUAAAAGAAUGUGCAAGUAUUCACUAGGGGGACAUGGAAACAGCAAUACAACAUAAUAUCCCUCCCUUUUUUAUACCUUGAAAGAAAAUGUUUUUGUUGUCAUUUGUUCAUAACGAUAAUACUAUACGUUCCACAAAAUUCAGAAGUGACAGUUGGUUGAGUGUACUCAAGAGCAAGGUGUGUUAAUUUUCUGGAAGUAAGCAUGAUCUAUUCAUUUCUUUCCCCCUCCAAACAAGUAAUCCAGCUUGCAGAAUGGGGACUCAGCUGCAUAGCUGCAAAUGAAAUAUUUUAAGUGUGUUGUAAAGACAUUAGAUGGCAAUGGGUGAGCUAUGGCAAAUUCAAUAUAUUUUUCAAAACUUUUUUUUUUAAAUGCAUUUUCACAGCAUUUUUUAUAUGUGUGUAGAUUCCACCUGAGUUGACUCCUUGAAUCAUUUUCUGAAUAACCAAGCUACAUAGUUUCAUUGGUUUUGGUUCUUGGCCUUUAGACUGCAGUUAAUUGAACUGCUUAACAUUAACAGGAGUAUUAUCCCUGAAGCCUCUAAUACAGAAGUAAUUCUGUUCAAAGGUUAUAGAUAUUGUGCCCAGAGGAAGCUUGCAGGAUUAAAUCAAAGGCUUCCUUUAGAUCAGCACUCUUGUAGUAAAACCAAUGGUGCUGCUUAUGAUUGGCAUUGCAAGAUUAAAAAAAUAGAGAAACAGAGUUCUUGCAAUGAUGCCAUGUUACAAAGUUAUGGCAGUAUUUCGUUGUGGGUGGUGCAUUUGCAGUGCUUUAGAAGUGAUAGUCUAGGUGUACUUUGCAAGAACUAAAUGUUGGUCAAGAGGUUGGGCGUGGUAGAGAGAGCAUCACUUAGUGAUGCGUGGAAUACUUAUUUCCUCCCAAUGCACCAUUGAAACCAUAAAACAAAUAUUAACAUUAGUUUUUGAAUAGGAAUAGUUAUCAGGAAUAGUUCAGAUGUUGUCUGCCUUGCACUGAUUCAGCAUCAAACAGUUUAGGUAAACCCCAGGAUCAAGCUAGUAGUAGCAUUUUAGCUGUUUGAAUGUGGGAUUCUAACACUUGAACAUCCCCUAACACACCUAUGUCUGUCCAGUCUGUGCCUUUUCUUCAGAUGCCUUUCAGAGCCACCUGUUUUUUAAAAAACCGAAAGGUCAUAACUUUUGGGGCGUUUAAAGUCAUUUGGGUUUAACACAGAAUGUUUUUUUUAAAAAAAAAAAAUUUUCAGAGUUUCAAAAAAACAAUUUUUUUACACACACACUUGUUACACUUGUUUACAUUAAACCAUAGUCCAUAUCAGUACCUUUAUGGGGUUCCCUGAACCCCCUGAUUUCCCCCCACCCCUCUCUUGGCUUCCAAAAUUUAUCUUCCUUUUUCAACUGCAUCUAAUUACAUUUAUCCAAAUUAUUAUACUGUACUUCAUUUUUACCCUUUGUCAUUUUAAAUUACAAGUGCUAUAUCAAUCCUGCUAGAGUUUUUACAAUUUUUCCAGUGUUCUUUAAUAUACUGUAUUCUAUAAAGUUAUGCCAUUCUUUGUUGAAUUUGUUAUCCUCUUGGUUUAUCACAGAAUGUUAAUGAUACAAGCCUUCCCUCCUUUUGUUUUUGUGUUCCAGUUUUAUGAUUUAUGUGAAUUGUUCAGAACUGGAGGUCAGGUUCCUGACACAAACUAUAUAUUUAUGGUAUGUACAAAUUAAAUUCUAAAAAUAACUAGCAGGUUUUUUAAUGUAGUACAUCCAUGACUUGGUAAAGCAGGGGGUUCUGUGUAUGUUUUAAUUUGGGUCCUGUUUCCUUGCUUGCUGUGUCUUGCCUCUGCUUUUUUCUCUCUUUACCAUCUCAGAAAAUAUAAUCUAAUUAAUGAAGGCUUGGACUGAAGUGCUUGAUUGCUCACGUUCCUGAAAUUUCAAACCUUUGCUCAGCACUGUGCAAAACUGGUAGAAGUAGAAAAUGGUUCAAAUUCUUUUCAGGGCAAUGAGGAAGAGAUUUGUUUCUUUGUGAGGGGGUAUCUUAUUAUUAUUGAUGCAACUUUCAUUAUUGUGGGAAUUCCUACUUUGCAUGAAUCUGUUACUUGGGAUAGGAGAGGUUCUGAAUCUGAACAGAACAUUUGAAAUGUAUUUUAUAUGAGCCAUAGUAGAAGGGCAGAGGUUGUGGUUUUCUGCAAGUACAGUUUUUUUUUAACAGUUGUGCUCCUAGAACUUGUGAGGGGCCAUAGCUCAGUGUUAGAGCACAUGCUUAAUACAUCAAAGGUCCUACAUCAGAAUUAAAAUUUGCUCAUGCCACACAGAUCUUUUUUAUUGAUAAGAAAUAUAUUGGAAAACAAAAAGAAAUAACUCCUAGCAGUGCCGGGUUUAUAACAUAGAACACAACUGCUUUAUAAUAUGAUCACAGGAUAUCCAGAAAGUAUAAAACAAUACAGCUACAUAAGAACAUGAAUCAUUCCCAAAAUAUAAUUAUAAACGAGCCUCGUAGUACCUUAAGUAUGUAUACAAGCUCCUCGGUAUGAGCUUUCUUUUGCUGGGUAAUCUUAUUUAUAUUAGGCCUAAUUUGAGGCACACUCGUCUUAUCAGCAGUGUGGUGUAGUGGUUAAGAGUGUUAGACUGGUAAUCAGGUGUCCGUCUCCGCUCCUCCACAUGCGGUUUCUGGGUGACCUUGGGCUAGUCUCACUUCUUUGGAGUCUCAGUCUCACAGAGUGUUUGUUGUGGAGGAGGAAGGGAAAGGAGAAUGUUAGCGGUUUUGAGACUCCUUCGGGUAGUAAUAACGGGAGAUAUCAAAUCCAAACUCUUCCUCUUCUUAACAGUACAGCGAAUCCUUUCUCUUUUAUGAUCUUUCGUAUUUGUCAGAGUUGAAAAUCCCUGUUCCCAACAAUAUGUCAAGGAGAACUGUAAAAGAAUAGUCAAUACUAUUCUCCAGCACAGUUAUGGAUCUCAGUUAGGAUUGUCCUCAGUAUUACUUGAUGCUCUUGAUUUGAAAAAAUAAAAUAUUUUCAUACUAUACUAUGCUGCACAACAUUGAAAUGUGUAGGUGUUUCUUUGAUUGUCCUUUAGUCUACCUAAAGGUAGACUACACCCUUUGAGAACUACUGUCCUAGAUUCAAUCAUUGUCAUCCCCUGUUAUCAUUCAUUAUUUAAAUUCAUUGCCCACCCUUCACCAGCAGGUCCCAGGACAGCAAGUUAAAAUUCAGAAUUAAAAACAGUUAAAACAGAUUGGGGUCACAGAAAUAGAACAAUUCCAAAAAUGCACAUUUCAGUUGUCAAACACCAAGGUAAAGAAGUGUUCAUCAGUCACUGAAAACUGUAUGGUGAAGAAGCCAAAUGCAUCUCUCUGGCGAAUAGGCCUGGGCGAUUUUGUGAUAGAUAGUUGAAAACCAGUUUAAUAACAACUGGUUCAAAAUAUUUGCCCUGAUGAUAAACCUUAUGAAGCCAAGCCAGAAUGCUAUUGUCUGUUGUUCCGACGGGUCAGCUCUCCCCUGCCUCCUGCAGGGGGCAGCAAACCACAGAGCAGCCGUAGACUGGGAACUUCCUCUGGCGCCACCGCCAUAAAUUUCGCUUCUAGGCAGGCUGGUAGGUGCUGGGAUCGGCAUUCUGCCAUGGGGUUCUUCCGAGUUUAGAAAAUAAAUAAAUAAACCUUGCACCACUUAAGCCUCUUCUUUCCCAAGUUUCCUGCUACAGUGGUACCUCGGGUUACAUACGCUUCAGGUUACAGACUCCGCUAACCCAGAAAUAGUGCUACAGGUUAAGAACUUUGCUUCAGGAUGAGAACAGAAAUCGUGCCCCGGCGGCACGGCAGCAGCAGCAGGCCCCAUUAGCUAAAGUGGUCUUCAGGUUAAGAACAGUUUCAGGUUAAGUACGGACCUCCAGAACGAAUUAAGUACUUAACCUGAGGUACCACUGUAUUUUUCUUUCUCCACACCCCACCUGUGUGUGUCUGCUUUCUCUUUCUCUGUGUGCUUGCAUGUGUCUCCCCCCUUGUUCUGCCUGCCUGCGUGUGUCUUCGAGGUAGCCCCUACGCCCCACAUGAGCUGAAGUGGUAUGGGGGCUUGCUCAUCUGUAGGGCUGGGCAAGGUAUCUCAGCUGCUUCUUCCUUGCCUGAGGUGGGAAGAAGCAGCCAAGAUACAUUUCAGAUAUUAUGAUAUAUUAUUAUAUCGCAGUAUUUAGCUGCUGAUGCAUCACAAUGCUGAAAACCAGAUAUUGCCCAGCCCUAUUGGGGAGGAAAUUCCACAAUUUGGGGGCUGCCCCAGUUAAAAAAAAGGACCUGGUCUACUGACUCCUCUGAAGGGGAUUGCUUGUUUUUAUAAUAUGUAAGCUGUUUUACUAUCCCUCCUUUUCUUUUUUCUUUAAUUGUAUAAUUAUGUGUUGUGCCCUGGGACCUUAAAGGCAAAGUGCAGAUAAACAGUCUUAUAAAUAAAUAAGCAAGCAAGCAAGCAAGCAAGCAAGCAAGCAAGCAUACAUAUACUUCUGGAAGCAGAGGCUAGCAGCCCAGUCCUAUGCAUAUUUAGUCUGAUACAAGUGCCUCAGAGUUCAAGCGCAUGUAACAUUGCAGCCUGAGUGUCUCAUGUCAUGCAGUAUAGUAAAACGUUGUUUACCUUUUCAGGGUGACUUUGUGGACAGAGGCUAUUAUAGCCUUGAGACGUUUACCUAUCUUCUUGCCCUAAAAGCAAAAUGGCCUGAUCGCAUCACACUUUUACGUGGGAAUCAUGAGAGCAGACAGAUAACUCAAGUGUAUGGAUUUUAUGGUAAGUUCUCUUCCUACCCUACCUUCAGUUUCACAGUUAUAAUCAACAUAAGCCCGUGAUGAGUUGGCUUGUCCUCUUAGAAGCUGUAGAACAAGGGUGGUGAAGCCUCUGGCUCAGGGACCAGAUGUGGCCUCCAAGCCUCUCAUGUUUGGACCUUAAGACUCACCCCAGGCCGUCCAGCUCACCUUCCCUGCUUCACAUCCUUAUUGAGCCUUCUUGCCUGUCCUUUAACACUAACAAUAACUCUUGCUUGUCUGGAUGGAGGAUAGAGAGGGGUGUGUUAAUGUGUGCAGAUACUAGCCUCCUGUACAUAAGUAAACAAACAAACAACCUUAAUUGCUCCACCUUCUUUUGCCUCUGAUUCCACCCAUCACUGGCUGUGGCCCCUGCAACUUUGCCAGAUGUGAAUGUGAUCCUUGGGCUGAAAAAGUCCCUGGCCCUUCCUGUAGAGUUUGGAACAUUUUUAGAAGGAUUGUGAACAAGGGGUUUGUUGUUAAAACAAGUAUAAGCUUCUGCUUUAUAAUGUAGGAAGCUGUCCUUAGAACCUUAGAGUGAUGCAUAGUGCUAAGAUCUAGAAAUAGAGAUUCUGUGUUAAUUUUCCUCACAAUAUAUUUUGAAGUGCACCCACCCACCCAAAGAAUCCUGGGAACUGUUGUUUGUUAAGGCUGCUGGGAAUUGCUGUUUGAGGAGUAAACUAUAGUUCCCAGGAUUCUGGAGGGGACACAACGGAAUGAACAGUGCCUUAAAAAUAUGGUGUAAUAUGGACAACUGAUUGGAUCUGUAUCUGCAACUGUGUGUGAAGGAAGAAUAUGGCUAAUGUCUAAUGGAGUAUUGGACUCGAAAUGGAGCAGGUUGUUUGUGGGCACGCUGAGUGAUGCUGGGCAUGCAAUACUAUUUAAUUUACUUUUUGAAAAAGAAAUACCUGUCAAAGUCUCACAAUUGAUGUAAAAAUCAUGUUCAUCUGUUCAUUGAGCAUUUCUUUCUUCAUGAUAGAUUUAAAUGAUUACACAUUUUUUCAAGUAAUUCAAGAAAUGUGAACCAGUUAGGAUAAAACUUUUAAAGUAGUUAAAUCUGUUUUAUAAGGUUGUUGUGAUUAUAAUGAAUUUUGGAUGCAACCCAAAUUAAAUGAGUGAUUAGGUGAACAGAUAAUGCUGGGUUUUCAGUCAACAUGGGAGCUCCUAUCUCCGCUGUUGUUCCUACAACCCGUCUAGUUUAGUCUGAGAAAUUAUAAUCACUAAAACAUUACUCUCUUCACCUCUUUCCCCUGCUUCUUUCUCCAAUAGAUGAAUGCCAAACCAAAUAUGGUAAUGCUAAUGCCUGGAGAUACUGCACCAAAGUUUUUGACAUGCUCACAGUAGCAGCGGUAAGGGUUUCUUUUAAGUGAAUAACAAGUGACUUUCUGUCUCUGUUUCUCUAAUUAUACAUUUACCAAAGGUUUUUUUUUUUAAUUUAAGGAUUGUGGUCCUAAUAACAUCUUCACCUCCUAUCUUUUUUCCCUUCAAGUUAAUAGAUGAGCAAAUCCUCUGUGUACAUGGGGGCCUGUCUCCAGACAUAAAAACACUGGACCAGAUUCGGACUAUCGAGCGCAACCAAGAGAUCCCACACAAAGGAGCUUUUUGUGACCUUGUUUGGUCUGACCCAGAAGAUGUGGACACCUGGGCCAUAAGUCCCCGAGGUGCUGGCUGGCUGUUUGGGGCAAAAGUCACAAAUGAGGUAAGAAAACCCAGUUUCCCAACCAUGUCUCUGGCGGUGACUCUGGCCUGCAAUCAAAGUAUUGCCUGAGAAAGAGAAAUGAUGGGGAGUUUGAGACUGUGUUUGCCUCAGAGAACAAGUUUGCAUUUUGGGAACAGUUUUGUUUUAUGAUUCUGUUUUUGCUUCACACAACUGUUGCAUUUGAUAUCCUGUUACUUGCACAAGGCAAGUUAAGAUUGGGCGUGCCCAUUCCAUCUUUUUCAUGUUGCUGGGGGUACAAGAGCUAAUGGUACUAUUAUUUUGAUUAUAUCCCACCUGUUCUCCAAAGAGGUCAAGGUGACUGACAUAUGUGGUUCUCCCCCUCCUGAUUUAAUCCCCACCACAGCCCUAUAAAGGGACGUGGGCGGUGCUGUGGGUUAAACCACAGAGCCUAGGACUUGCCAAUCAGAAGGUCAGCGGUUCGAAUCCCCGUGACAGGGUGAGCUCCCGUUGCUUGGUCCCUGUUCCUGCCAACCUAGCAGUUCGAAAGCACGUCAAAGUGCAGGUAUAUCACCUUCUGGCGGGAAGGUAAACGGCAUUUCCGUGCGCUGCUCUGGUUCGCCAGAAGCAGCUUAGUCAUGCUGGCCACAUGACCCGGAAGCUGUACGCCAGCUCCCUCGGCCAAUAAAGCGAGAUGAGCGCCGCAACCCCAAAGUCGGCCACAAUGACCUAAUGGUCAGGGGUCCCUUUACCCUUUACCUUUACAGCCCUAUGAGGUAGCUUAAGGUGAGAGGCUGUGACCCACCCAAAGGCACCCAGUAAGCUUCAUGGCUGAGUGGAUAUUCAAACUCCCAUCUUCUAGGUUCUUUUCCAACACACUGCUAUAUAGUAUAAAUCUUGUGUUUGGGGGUAUUUUAUUGGAAAAUACGACACUGGUGUAGGAUGUCUGGAUACAGUAAUCAAAAUGGUUGCACUUCAUGUUACUUCAUAUUGAAAAUGCCUUAGUGCUGUGUCACUGCUGCCUGGUUUUGUUAACAUAUUCUUAAAGAUUGCGUUCGGCUUUCAGGAUCACAUUUUAAAAGCAUCAACUCUUAAGGAGAAACUGAGAGUUUAAGGGGAGAGAACAAGAGAGUAUUUGAAAGGAGACUUUAGUAUGAGAGAAAGAGCAUCGCCGCCUCCUGCUCUGUGUCUUUGUGCUGGGCUUCUGUAGUGUUGCCAUGGCUCCUUGUCAUUGGAAUAGAAUGCGUGUGUGUCCGUGCAUGUGUGUGUGUGUGCGCACACUACCUCCAACAUUUUUACUGUAAAUAUUUUCCUUAACUUCCUUAUUUUUUUGUUUACACCUUAGUUUGUCCAUAUCAACAACUUAAAGCUCAUCUGCCGAGCCCACCAGCUGGUGCAUGAAGGUUAUAAAUUUAUGUUUGAUGAGAAGUUGGUCACAGUGUGGUCUGCUCCGAACUACUGCUAUCGCUGUGGAAAUAUUGCCUCAAUCAUGGUAUUUAAAGAUGUAAAUACAAGGGAACCAAAGCUCUUCCGUGCAGUUCCAGACUCAGAACGUGUGAUCCCCCCAAGAACAACCACACCGUAUUUCCUCUGAGAUGUGGCUUUGCCCUUUUCUUUUGUGACAUACCCUUUUAGCACUUUGCUGCUGAAAUGCUGCCUCUUGCCUUUUAUAUACUUAAAUUAUCUAAAUGUGUUGUAUAUUGUCAAUAGGGGUGCAUAUUUAAAUCUUUCUCCCUCCUCUUAUCCCUACCUUACCUUACUUGCCAGCUUUUGAAAUGUCUCUGAGCACCCACCCACCUACCUACCUGUUUUGUAGUACUUGUGAUUUAUUUUUUUUAGUUCAGUUCUUUUUUUCUUUUCUUUUUUUCAAAAAAUAGGAACAUGCAUUUUCCAUUUAAUGAAAUAAAUCUGAACAGCAAAACAUCAGAACUAGUCUGAUCUUUCAGGGGGUUGACUUUGGGGAGGCUAUUGUUUUUAAUAAGCUCUUUAGAAAUUUCAGCAGCAAAGUUGUAUUUGAUGUGCAUGAUGGGACUGUCCGAGCCCUGCUAGUGAGUACAUUUCCAAGAUGUAAAAAAAAUGUCCUGGUUUAUAUUUUGCUUUAUCAGCAUAAAUAAAUGGUGUUAAUGGCUGCCCCUGAUCUCCCUCCACCCGUUGCUUUAUUUUUUUAGGAUUUAAACUAAAAUGCAAAACCUCGUACAGGUAAACGAAUUUGUACAACGAAAUAAUUGUUCUGAUUUUUCUCAGAUACUUUGUCUUUUUAAUAAAGUCAUAACUCAGUCUCUAGGUUAAGCAUUCAAAAUAAAGCCCUACAUUGUUGAUGUGAAUUCAUGUCUUUU